GUCGUGGGGAGCGGUCUGGGACGUUUUCCGGCUAUCAAGCCCACCCGAAUGUACUGCUUUACCCUUCGAGAUGAUUGCGAAAAUUAUCACAAUAGAAUGUUUCGAGAAAGUCUUGGAUCCAGAGACUAAUUAUGAAAUCUGGAUCAGAGGUGGAGCGACCCAGAUGGAAAUACAACAGCAAGUGAAUCGGGAAUAUUUAGUCCUCUCUCAGCUUGCGAUACUUGAUCCUCCCGUUAUCCCGCGGGUUUUGGGUCUGUGGGGAGGUCUACAACGGGACUAUCAGGUAUGGGUCAUGAUUAUGGAGUUUGUAGGUGAGAAGUUGGAAGGUAAACUGGGCAAAGAGGAUAAAGCUGCAGUGGUGAACUUGUACGAGCGAUUACAUGCGGCGGGUGUUUUACAUGGUGAUGUCCGCCGUCGACACAUGCGUCGCCGUCGAGAAGUUUCGAAUCCUCAAGCCAUACGCCUCAUAGAUUUUGAUCGGGCUAUCGUUCGCUCGCAGCUGUCCGAAGGCGAAUGGCGAGAAAGCGUAGAGAACGAAAUGAAGGAAGUUAUCAAUGUUCUACAGUUCGACUGAUUAUCAAAAUUAGAUUUCUUACAUGGCGAACUGCAUAUUGAAAGGAUUGGACUUGGUGAGACUGGAGAUGAAGAUUAAAGCUCUCAGUUGGUCGAGAACUAAAGAAACAGAUUCAUCAACCGGGGAUAUAUGUAUCAGACGAAAAGCAUAGGUCUCUCAAGACUACAAGGGACCUCGAGGCCUGGAAGAUGACCUAUGGACGUUUCGACACGUUCGGAAUAUG
Tremella mesenterica DSM 1558 is the source of this 797-nucleotide messenger RNA. RefSeq lists its product as uncharacterized. NCBI's taxonomy places the organism in Eukaryota, Fungi, Basidiomycota, Tremellomycetes, Tremellales, Tremellaceae. Bases 71 to 574 code for a protein of 167 amino acids. The record is from RefSeq and is a predicted model, not a curated record. The transcript has 3 exons.